Messenger RNA from Dermacentor silvarum, 462 nucleotides. Its product is annotated as acetylcholinesterase-like. The transcript is spliced from 2 exons. The record is from RefSeq and is a predicted model, not a curated record. The coding region runs from base 1 to 462 and encodes 153 amino acids. Lineage: Eukaryota; Metazoa; Arthropoda; Arachnida; Ixodida; Ixodidae.
AUGGGGUUACCUGCUGCUCCUGUUGGGAGCGGCUGCGAGCUGCGGCCAUGCGUACGACGUGGGAAAACGACCCGCUUGGGGCGAGUCAGAGGAAACCAGCUCGAGAUGCUGGGGCGAAAGGUUGAAGAGUACCGGGGCAUCCCAUUCGCGCAGCCACCGGUGGGCCGACUUCGAUUUCUUCCGCCCAAGCCUGCGAAGCCUUGGGAUGGAAUUCUGGAUGCAACAAACAGGCGGACAGCUUGCUCGCAGGUCCGGUUUAGCAGUAUCAUGGCCAGUGAGAUCGAAUACACAGAAGACUGCCUGCACUUGAACAUCUGGAGUCCAGCUGUGUGCGACGAAGACCUUGUGCCAGUGGUAGUGUGGAUUUACGGAGGCGGCUUCACGACCGGCUGCGCGAGCUAUGGGAAACUACACUGGGAUCUGCAAUUGCUGCCAAGACUGGCCUCGUCGUCGUCUCAAUGA